CCUCACCUCACUGUGCGGCGUGGCCACUGCCAGUACAAUCCGCCCACUCUUUAUUCCCCCGGCCGCCCUUGUCUCGUUGCGUGUCCCUCCUGCGGUUAUGGAUCAAGAAACCUCACGAGAACCCCGCCGCUUCAGCCCUGCGUCGCCGCAUUAGCCGGGGCCGGCCCAGCCCUCGCCGGACCGUUUCUCGCGAUCACAUUGCAUGCGCCCUUCUUGAUCUUCGACGCGGAUUGAUUUCAUUGACGUCGCGUCGCCGGCCGCGGGAUUCGGGGCGGCGGCAUUUUGGCUGGUUGAGGAGGAGGAGGGACAAUGGUCGGCGGCGGCGCACAGUCGGCCAGCGCCGCGGAGGUCGAGGACAUCGAGCUCGGCGAGCGGCGGCGCGCGGACGAGUACGCGGACGACGACGAGGAGGGCAGCCAGUACUUCACGGACGCGGAGGACCGGUCGUGGCCCUCGCACUCGCGCCACGAGUCCGCCGCCUUCGAGGACUGCAUCUCGCGGUGCGCCUCCACCCGCACCAGCUCCUGCGGCGGCGCCGACAGCGACGCGGACGUCGAGGCCGGCGGCGGGCACUUCAGGAAGUCGUCGUGCGUGUCCGAGUGCUCGCUGGACGACGUCGACCUGGAGGCCGGGCUCGGCGGCGAGAGCGCCAAGAGCAGCAGCCCCGACCCCGAGAAGGCCGAGAAGAACUGCCGCAUUUGCCACCUCGGCCUGGAGAGCGCGGCGGCCGAGUCCGGCGCCGGCAUCACGCUCGGCUGCUCCUGCAAGGGCGACCUCUCCUACUCCCACAAGCAGUGCGCCGAGACCUGGUUCAAGAUCAGAGGCAACAAGACCUGUGAGAUCUGCAGCUCAACCGCAUGCAAUGUGGUUGUGUUAGGCGAUCCGGAGUUCGUCGAGCAAUCAAACGAAUCGAACACCACAGCAGCCGGGCAUGCAUUUCCAAACGAAAGCAGGAGGUUUUGGCAAGGGCACCGGUUCCUCAACUUCCUUCUGGCAUGCAUGGUCUUCGCCUUCGUCAUCUCAUGGCUCUUCCACUUCAACGUCCCAGGGUGAGUUUCGCAGCGGACGGUCCCUCAAUAAAAAGCUCCAAGGCCGUUACGGCAGCAAACAUGUGGGUUAGGUUCAACAAAUCUGGAGAAACAGGCUAAAAGGUGAAGUUAAGCUGUGAAGAGGUACACAAAUAUAUGGUCGGCGCGGCGGCCUUAAAUUUGCCUUGAUCGGUGUUCCGUAGUACGAAAGGAACCCUGAUCAGGAUCUCCCUCCUGCCCCAAGAUUUGAGUGGAGUUGAAGAUAAGCGGCGAAGAAUUAGAAGAUGCGUUGUUGUUCACUUGUUCCGCGAUUAUUGUUGUCUUGGUUUGAAGAAGAACGGGAGUAUGUUAGCGAAACUACUACCCACACGAUACUGCUGCACGAUCUUUGCACGACGUGCUAAUCCAGCGGCCAGUGCCUUCUGAAUCCUGUGCAUGUCCGGCUGGAUUUGAGUAUCGUGCAUGAAUCGUCUGGCUCGUGUCGUGUGUAUAGCACUGCUGGUAUGUUAGUGUUGUCAUUUCCUAGCUUUGGCGUUUUGCCUUGUGAGUUGGUGUGAUCUGUGUGCAGUCAGUGCAGAUUUCUGUAUGCCUACCCUUUGUUCCAGUGUUUAUAGUCCUGAUAAACAGGAUGAGGUGAGGUGAGGUGUCCUUAGGGAAGAUAAAUGUAGCGCCAGCUCAGUUCCGAACAAUGUUGUGGGAAAUAAUGGUAGAAACUUGCGCGCGUG
Messenger RNA from Triticum dicoccoides, 1753 nucleotides. RefSeq lists its product as uncharacterized. The transcript is spliced from 3 exons. The record is from RefSeq and is a predicted model, not a curated record. Bases 310 to 1053 code for a protein of 247 amino acids. Lineage: Eukaryota; Viridiplantae; Streptophyta; Magnoliopsida; Poales; Poaceae. Gene Ontology annotation, molecular function: zinc ion binding.